Molecule: messenger RNA, 387 nt
Organism: Cooperia oncophora
Lineage: Eukaryota; Metazoa; Nematoda; Chromadorea; Rhabditida; Trichostrongylidae
Source: the annotation of a GenBank genome assembly
AUGUAUCAGUUUCUUUCCAAGGGCUUCCGAUUCUGCACCCCGGUCGAAGUCGACAGAUUUUUACCUGAUCUUUUUGACAAAUGGAGGGAAAUGCAGCAGGAUCCGCGGUAUGUUAGGACAGGAUGUCGAGAUGUGUAUAUGGAAAUGUUGAAUGCUUUCGAUGACGAAACUCUGGGUGAUGCAGAGGAGAGGGAGAAAAUGCGACUUGUAUUUAUGAAGGCAUCAGGCGCUACGGGAAAUAGAAGAUCACCAAUUGCACAACCAACCGAGCAAGAUGACCACGAGGAGGCCGCACCAACCGAGCAAGAUGACUACGAGGAGGCUGUGCGAUUACCUUCAUCUUCCUACCUUGAACACCUUGUCAAGCAGGAGACCGAUAAGACGUAG